Messenger RNA from Saccharomycodes ludwigii, 174 nucleotides. RefSeq names its product YqaE/Pmp3 family membrane protein. Gene Ontology annotation, cellular component: membrane. The coding region runs from base 1 to 174 and encodes 57 amino acids. Lineage: Eukaryota; Fungi; Ascomycota; Saccharomycetes; Saccharomycodales; Saccharomycodaceae. The transcript has a single exon. The record is from RefSeq and is a predicted model, not a curated record.
AUGCCAGCCACAAAAUCAGACAUAAUCAAAAUCAUUGCUGCUAUCAUUUUGCCGCCACUAGGUGUAUUUUUGGAAGUUGGAUUUUCAUUGGAUUUGUUAAUUAAUAUUAUCUUAACCUGUUUAGGUUAUAUCCCAGGUAUUCUUCAUGCGUUGUGGGUUAUAUUAAGGAAUUGA